Vespa velutina is the source of this 1520-nucleotide messenger RNA. It is a transcript of the gene TfIIEalpha, whose product is annotated as general transcription factor IIE subunit 1. The coding region runs from base 130 to 1395 and encodes 421 amino acids. Gene Ontology annotation, cellular component: transcription factor TFIIE complex. Lineage: Eukaryota; Metazoa; Arthropoda; Insecta; Hymenoptera; Vespidae. The record is from RefSeq and is a predicted model, not a curated record. Gene Ontology annotation, biological process: transcription open complex formation at RNA polymerase II promoter; transcription initiation at RNA polymerase II promoter. The transcript has 7 exons.
AAAAUAAUUAUUGAAUACAUAAAGAUUUUUUAGCCGUAUUAAGAAAAAUAUUUUAUCGAUGGAAUAAUUGUAUUUACCAAUUUUUGUUAUAUACAUUAUUGCUAUAUAUAGUUAUAUAUCAAAUAAAAAAUGAGUGGGGAAGAAAAAGUUGUUACGGAAGUUCCCAGUAGUUUGAAACAAUUAGCACGUCUUGUUGUACGUGGCUUUUAUACUAUAGAAGAUGCUUUAAUUGUGGAUAUGUUAGUAAGAAAUCCGUGUAUGAAAGAGGAUGACAUUUGUGAACUGUUAAAAUUUGAACGUAAAAUGUUAAGGGCAAGAAUAUCUACUCUACGUAAUGACAAAUUUAUACAAGUUAGAUUAAGAAUGGAAACUGGAUUUGAUGGAAAAGCACAGAAAGUCAAUUACUAUUUUAUUAAUUAUAAGACUUUUGUAAAUGUGGUAAAAUAUAAGUUGGAUCUAAUGAGAAAAAGAAUGGAAACCGAAGAGCGAGAUGCAACUAGUAGAGCCAGUUUCAAAUGUACAAAUUGUUUAAAAACGUUUACAGAUCUUGAAGCAGAUCAAUUGUUUGAUAUGUCAACUGGUGAAUUCAGAUGUACAUUUUGUCGAGAAAUAGUUGAAGAGGAUCAGUCUGCUCUUCCUAAAAAAGAUUCUAGAUUGCUAUUAGCAAAAUUUAAUGAACAAUUAGAACCUUUGUAUAUUUUAUUGAGGGCAGUGGAAGGUAUUAAAUUGGCACCUGAAAUAUUAGAACCCGAGCCAGUGGAUAUUAAUACUAUUCGAGGUAUCGACACAAGAAAACCAAGCAAUCUUAGGGCACCUAAUGAACAAUGGUCUGGCGAAGCAACAAGAACAUCUGGUUUUAUGGUGGAGGAUACAAGAGUCGAUGUUACCAUUGGAGAUGAAUCUUCUGAAGAUAAUGCAGCAAAUCGUAGAAAAGAAAGACCUAUUUGGAUGAUGGAAAGUACUGUUAUUAAUGCUGAUGGCUCUCAGGCUGAUGGAAUAAAUACACAGGAAACUAUUUUGGAUAAAGCAGCUGCCACUGCCACAAAUACUACUACUACAAAUACUAAGCAGGGUGAAGAUAUUAUGUCAGUAUUAUUGGCGCAUGAAAAGAAAGGUGGGACCAAUUCUACAACAUCUGCUAUAAAAGCAGUAUUACCUCAAGAAUCCAGUGAUAGUAGUGAUAAUGAAGAGAUUAAUGACAUGCAAACUAUUGAUACAGGUGAAGUGGAAACUAUGGAUUCAGAAGAUGAUGAUUUAGUACCAACAGUCAGUGUGGCUGGAAAAAGUGUUGCUAUUACAGAUGUUAAUGAUACAUUAAUAGCAGAAAUGACACCUACAGAGAAAGAAGCUUAUAUUCAAGUUUAUCAGGAAUAUUAUUCUCAUAUGUAUGAUUAAAUUUAAAUUAGACAAAAUCAUUGAAUUUAUACAUAUUAAAAGACUGCUAUAUAUUUGACAUUCAAUAUGUAAUAUUUUGUACAGUCCCCAAAAAAUAAAAUGAUUCCAAGAAUUGUUACAACGAU